AUGAGUGAAAAGCGAGAAUGGACGAACGAAGCUUGGAAAAAUGACAAUAACGUAGGAAAAAUGAAACCCAACGACACCAAUUUCUCUGAAUACGACAUUUUGAGGAAAAGCUCAGUUCAAUUGGAUUUGCCAAGUUACUCAGAAGUUUGUUAUAACAGUGGAGAUGACUUGGAGAAGGGUUUGUUUACACCUAUUCCUCCUACCUAUAAACAACUUCAACUGAGUAAUACAGACGAAUCUGAUGAUAAUCAAGUCCAUACGAAUGAAGUGCAUGGACGCAUGGCAGAACCCGUGCCAGACAGAUCAUGGGGAAGCUGUAUCCUCGAUUGCAUCUGCAUGCCGGUACGUCCCCGACUAGCACCAGCGGGCACAUUGAAAGAAGCAGGAUAUUUUCGAUGUUUUAUGUGUUAUCUUUAUACGGCUGCUUUUAUUUUCUUUUUACUUUUCAAAUAUUCUGACAAAUUGUCAGAGUUUAUAAAGGAUUCAUCUUUGUCUAAGGAAAUUGCUUUACCUUUGCUUGGUGGAUUGAUUUUAGUCUUAUUUUUUAUUUCCGCUGUUUUGAUUUCUCUUGUAUUGGACAUCAUCGUUUGGUGUAUAUCUAUGGUUCCAGAUUUGGCUGUGCUUCUAGGGCGUAGUUUAGGACAUUUCUCUGAGUAUCUCUUAGACCGUGUCUUAGGAAGAAUAUUUCCAUACUUCUGGAGAAAAUUUAUACUGCCUUUGACAAUCAUUUUCGGAUAUACAACUAAUCAAAGCUUUGGGAAUGAUCCAGAUUCAACAAACUUCGUUGAACUUGACGAGCUAGAUGCUAGGGUCGAGACCCCAACAAGUACACCUAACAAUAUUGAAGUGCCAAGUUCUCCUUUUGGGAAAAUUCAUACCAAAGCAAAUCAUUCAAAAAAGUCUGUUGGGCAUUCUGCAAGAGAGCAAGAAAUAGAGAUGCAAACUUUUGGAGACACAGUUGUAUUGGACAUCAUCGUUUGGUGUAUAUCUAUGGUUCCAGAUUUGGCUGUGCUUCUAGGGCGUAGUUUAGGACAUUUCUCUGAGUAUCUCUUAGACCGUGUCUUAGGAAGAAUAUUUCCAUACUUCUGGAGAAAAUUUAUACUGCCUUUGACAAUCAUUUUCGGAUAUACAACUAAUCAAAGCUUUGGGAAUGAUCCAGAUUCAACAAACUUCGUUGAACUUGACGAGCUAGAUGCUAGGGUCGAGACCCCAACAAGUACACCUAACAAUAUUGAAGUGCCAAGUUCUCCUUUUGGGAAAAUUCAUACCAAAGCAAAUCAUUCAAAAAAGUCUGUUGGGCAUUCUGCAAGAGAGCAAGAAAUAGAGAUGCAAACUUUUGGAGACACAGGUUCUCCGACUUUGAACGAUCAUACAAAGUAA
Schizosaccharomyces cryophilus OY26 is the source of this 1380-nucleotide messenger RNA. RefSeq lists its product as uncharacterized. Bases 1 to 1380 code for a protein of 459 amino acids. The record is from RefSeq and is a predicted model, not a curated record. NCBI's taxonomy places the organism in Eukaryota, Fungi, Ascomycota, Schizosaccharomycetes, Schizosaccharomycetales, Schizosaccharomycetaceae. The transcript is spliced from 3 exons.